AUGGGCGUGGGACGUCGUAUGAGAAAACAAGGUCCUCCGGCCACCCUGGAGGAGCUGGGGAUCAAUCUGAAGCGCAAGUCCGCCCACGCAGAGCCUGAGAAGCCUGCCCGAAAACGCAGGAAGUGGGAUGAGAAACUGCCGCAGACGACCACGGAUGCCUCAAAGAAACUCGUCAACCUCGAUCGGGCGUUUCGGAAUGGCACUACCACACUGCCGGCUAAGACAGCUACAAAAGCAAAAGUCAAACUGGUCAACAGCGACGCCCAGAUAACCGUCCCACCUCCCAUACCCACCACCGCGUCUGAAGGGAUCGAUGGGGACGAGGAGGAUGAAGGCGAAGAGAGCGAUCUUGACGCCACCGAAGUGGCAUUAAACACGGUCUCUCUGUCAGACCUGGAAAGCGAGGGGGAUGAAGAUGACGACGAUGAACUGGUACAGGCAGAUCUCGACGGAGACCUCUCCGACGACUCCGUCUUCGAUUCAGACCAAGACGAACGCCCGCGGCGCAUGUUUUCCGAUGACGAGGACGAAUCCGAUGCCGAGGCGAAACUCACCGCUGCCAACAUCGAAGGUCUUUCGCGAAAGCUUGACCUACAACAGGCACAGGAGGAUGCGGAGGCCAAGCAAGAGUUGGAAGAUGCAGCCCUACAAACAAAUAUUGCUAAAGAUGAAGGUGUGCUGGACACAGUCAACGCACAGGGCCUUGCUCCCGACCUAUCCAUUAUUCGCACAAGAAUGACCGAGACCAUACGCAUCCUGGGCAACUUCUCAGAACUCGCAGACAAAAGUAAAUCGAGGGCUGAUUACACCGAACAGCUGCUGGCGGACGUCUGUACAUACUACGGUUAUACACCAUUCCUAGCCGAGAAGCUUUUCUCGCUCUUUACCCCGGCCGAAGCAUUCGCCUUCUUCGAGGCCAAUGAGACACCCCGGCCGGUCGUCCUCCGGACAAACACCCUCCGGACCAAUCGGCGCACGCUGGCCCAAGCAUUAAUCAAUCGAGGAGUUGUCUUGGAGCCUGUUGGAAAAUGGUCCAAGGUCGGCCUUCAAGUUUUUGAGGCACCCGUACCGCUGGGUGCCACACCAGAGUAUCUUGCCGGACACUACAUUCUGCAAGCUGCCUCCUCCUUCCUCCCCGUCAUGGCCCUCGCACCUCAACCAAAUGAACGGAUCUUGGAUAUGGCCGCCGCCCCCGGCGGCAAAACCACCUAUAUUUCGGCUUUGAUGCGCAACACUGGCGUUGUAUUUGCCAACGACGCCAACCGCCAGCGAGCCAAAGGUCUCAUUGGUAACAUCCACCGACUCGGGUGCAAGAACACCAUUGUCUGUAACUACGACGCGCAAAAGGCUUUCCCGAAAAUCCUCGGCGGCUUCGAUCGGGUCCUACUGGACGCACCCUGCUCUGGCACGGGCGUCAUCGGCAAAGACCCCAGCGUGAAAACGUCCAAGAACGAACGUGAUUUCCUGGCCUUGCCGCAUCUACAGAAACAACUUCUCCUCGCCGCCAUCGAUUCGACCGACCACGCCAGCAAGACCGGCGGGUACAUCGUGUAUUCCACCUGCUCGGUGACCGUCGAAGAGAACGAGGGCGUGGUUCAAUACAUCCUGCGGAAACGACCCAACGUCAAGAUCGUCGAUACGGGAUUGGGGAACUUCGGAUCCGAGGGAUUCAAGAGCUACAUGAACAAGAAGUUCGACGACCGGAUGACGCUGACGAGACGGUACUUUCCUCACCGGGAGAACGUGGAUGGGUUUUUCGUGUGCAAGUUGAAGAAGACGGGGCCGACGCCGAAGAAGAACGGGGAGCACGCGAACGGAGUCGAGCACCCGGAGUCACGGCGCGCCGUCACGGGCAGAGACCACGGGUCAUACACCGACAGUGGCGACGCGGCGGACGAGGCGGACGUGGCGGCCGCGGCGGGCGACGACUUCGGCGGCUUCAACGACGAGGAAGACCAGGGAUUCAUCGAGAGGGCGGAGAAAAAGUGGCUGAAGGCCAGAGGACUGGAUCCCAGAGUGGCGGAUCGCAAGAAGCAGGGUCAGGACGAGCAGAAGCAGCCAAAGCAGAAUGGCGUCGAGCCCAAACACAAGGGCAAGAAGUCAAAAAAGGAGACCAAGAAGACGAAUACGAAGAAGUAG
This is a messenger RNA of Fonsecaea erecta, 2139 nucleotides long. Its product is annotated as ribosomal RNA small subunit methyltransferase B. Gene Ontology annotation, molecular function: RNA binding; rRNA (cytosine-C5-)-methyltransferase activity. Bases 1 to 2139 code for a protein of 712 amino acids. Gene Ontology annotation, biological process: maturation of LSU-rRNA; rRNA base methylation. The record is from RefSeq and is a predicted model, not a curated record. NCBI's taxonomy places the organism in Eukaryota, Fungi, Ascomycota, Eurotiomycetes, Chaetothyriales, Herpotrichiellaceae. The transcript has a single exon. Gene Ontology annotation, cellular component: nucleolus.